CAAAAGUGUGACAUUAACACUUUGCUUCGGCUCGUGUCCACACACUACCCUGCACUACUGUAGCUCAGUUGCCUCCCUCCAGUGAAAGAUGACAGAGAGGGCCCCAUGGUGGAAGGCAUUCCUGCCAAAGAAGAAGAGUGGAGGCCCCAAGGACACCAAUGCACCCCACACCCUUGACCACGACUUUGACCCUUUUGCACAACAGCCCGAGAGGCAAAAAGACCCUGCAGACUCCAAGAGCACCGGCGACCAGACCCUGUCUCAACAAGAGUCCAACAAAAGCUCCAGCUUCGUCAACGAGGACACCUAUGACGACUCCCGCCUGGAGUCGGUCUUUAACGAGCAGACGUGUCGCAGGAACAUGAAGGUGUCACGCUCGGGUCGAUUUAAGGAGAAGCGGAGGGUGCGUUCGAGCCUUCCUAUACAGGAGAAAGAGACAUAG
Molecule: messenger RNA, 442 nt
Organism: Cottoperca gobio
Lineage: Eukaryota; Metazoa; Chordata; Actinopteri; Perciformes; Bovichtidae
Product: proline-rich protein 15-like
Exons: 2
Coding region: 89-442 (117 amino acids)
Source: RefSeq, a predicted model, not a curated record